CUUUUUUUUUUUUUUCUCUUUUUCCUUUUGGGUGAGCGCGCUCGAAAAUUUAACAUUUGAGGUGUCCUGCGCGGUGGGAGCACACGCAGCGGAUCAUCAUCAGUCAUUCACCACCUUGACAACCUCGCCUGUGAUUGACAGCCGGAGUGGCAAAAAGCCAUGAGACUUGGUAGUUGGGUUUGAGGGGCACUUUAAAAAAAAAAAAAAAAAAAGGAAAGAGAGGAAAAAAAAAAAAACCUGAUUUGGGGAAAGGAUAUUUGCUUUCGCCCCGCUGCUGUCUUGGAAACGAGAGGGAGAGUAAGAGGGAGAGACAGGGAGAGAGGAAAGAAAGAAAGAAAAAAGAAGGAAGGAAGGAAGGAGGGAGAGUUGAUUUUUUUUUCCUUCUUCUAUUUUUUUUUUGCCUCCUUUUUUAAUGCUGAGUUACCGUAUCGCUUCGCUGAGAUCCAGCAAGCCGAAGAUUUUACUCGAUUGCUUCCAUUGCUGGCGACGCUAAGGGAUUUUUGCAUUUUUUGGGGGGGUGAGGGGGGGGGAACUUCGCGUUUCUUUCUUUUCACACUGGCCUUAAAGAGGAUAUAUUAGAAGUUGAAGUAGGAAGGGAGCAAGCAGGCCGAUGGCGCAAAGGUACGACGAGCUGCCCCACUACGGCGGCAUGGAGGGGGUGGGCAUCCCCACCACCAUGUACGGGGACCCCCACGGCGCCCGCCCCAUGCAGCCUGUCCACCACCUCAACCAUGGGCCGCCGCUCCACUCGCACCAGUAUCCGCACGCCGCGCACGCCAACGCCAUGCCCCCCGCCAUGGGCGCCUCCGUCAACGACGCCCUCAAGAGAGAUAAAGAUGCCAUCUACGGACACCCCCUGUUCCCUCUUUUAGCACUGAUUUUUGAGAAAUGUGAAUUAGCUACAUGCACACCCAGGGAGCCCGGGGUAGCGGGAGGCGAUGUUUGCUCCUCUGAGUCUUUCAAUGAAGACAUAGCAGUGUUCGCCAAACAGAUCCGAGCAGAGAAACCCCUCUUUUCCUCUAAUCCUGAACUGGAUAACUUGAUGAUUCAAGCCAUACAAGUAUUAAGGUUUCAUCUGUUGGAAUUAGAGAAGGUACACGAAUUAUGUGACAAUUUCUGCCACCGGUAUAUUAGCUGUUUGAAAGGAAAAAUGCCUAUCGAUUUGGUCAUAGACGAUAGAGAGGGCGGAUCAAAAUCGGACAGUGAAGACAUAACAAGAUCAGCAAAUCUAACAGAUCAGCCCUCCUGGAACAGAGACCACGAUGAUACGGCAUCAACGCGCUCUGGGGGAACCCCCGGACCUUCCAGCGGGGGACACACAUCGCACAGCGGGGACAACAGCAGUGAGCAAGGUGACGGCUUGGACAACAGUGUAGCUUCCCCCAGCACAGGUGAUGAUGAUGAUCCAGAUAAGGACAAAAAGCGACAUAAAAAGCGUGGCAUCUUUCCCAAAGUAGCCACAAAUAUCAUGAGGGCAUGGCUGUUCCAGCAUCUAACACACCCUUACCCUUCAGAAGAACAGAAAAAGCAGUUGGCACAAGACACGGGGCUCACUAUACUUCAAGUGAACAAUUGGUUUAUUAAUGCUAGAAGAAGAAUAGUUCAGCCCAUGAUAGACCAGUCCAAUCGAGCAGUAAGUCAAGGCACACCCUAUAACCCCGACGGGCAGCCGAUGGGAGGUUUUGUGAUGGACGGCCAGCAGCACAUGGGCAUCCGAGCACCAGGACCUAUGAGUGGAAUGGGCAUGAAUAUGGGCAUGGAGGGGCAGUGGCACUACAUGUAACCUUCACCUAGGUAACCAAUGGCAAAGCCAGGGGGAAGGCUGCAAAGUAUGCCAGGGGACUAUGUGUCUCGGGGUAGUCCAAUGGGUAUGAAUAUGGGACAGCCAAGCUAUACCCCACCCCAGAUGCCCCCUCAUCCCGCUCAGCUGCGUCAUGGCCCCCCCAUGCAUACCUACAUUCCUGGACACCCUCACCACCCAGCGAUGAUGAUGCAUGGAGGACCACCCCACCCUGGAAUGCCCAUGUCAGCAUCAAGCCCCACAAUGCUUCAUACCGGCGAGCCGGCAGUGAGCGGACAAGUGAUGGACAUUCAUGCUCAGUAGCUUAAGGGAAAUACACGUUGUCUGCAGCAACGGUAGAUUUCAAACAUUGUCUUUCUGCAAUGACUAUGGAGUUCUUGGCUUCAACUUUGGACCAAGGGACGUUCCGAUUCUUCACAGGGACCCUGAAAAGCAGGAAAACACCAACCGAAGUCAACUUCUGGGGACAUGCUAAAUACCUAUAUAAGACAUUAAGAGAACAAAGAGUGAAAUAUUGUAAAAUGCUAUUAUACUGUUAUCCAUAUUACGUUGUUUCUUAUAGAUUUUUUAAAAAAAAUGUGAAAUUUUUCCACACUAUGUGUGUUGUUUCCAUAGCUCUUCACUUCCUCCAGAAGCCUCCUUACAUUGAAAAAGAAGCCUUACACUUAUCCUGCAAAUGACAGAAAGGGCUUAUUUGCAGGAUUUUUAGAGCAUUAAAAUAACUAUGUCAGGCAGAAGAAUCUUUCUUCUAUCCUAGGAUUUCAGCCAUGCACACUCUCUCUCUCCCCCCUCUCUCCUCUCUCUCUUUCUUCCCUUUCUCUCCUUUUCUCCCUGUCUCUCUCCCUCUCUCUCUUUCUAGCCUGGGGCGUGAAUUUGCAUGUCUAAUUCAUUUACUCACCAUAUUUGAAUUGGCCUGAACAGAUGUAAAUCGGGAAGGAUGGGAAAAACUGCAGUCAUCAACAAUGAUUAAUCAGCUGUUGCAGGCAGUGUCUUAAGGAGACUGGUAGGAGGAAGCAUGGAAACGGAAAGGCAGUGUAUUUGAAGCCUAAUUGUCACAUCAGAGCAUCCUUGUCCCCAUGCAGCAACCACCACCUUGUACAUCACUUCCUGUUUUAUGCAGCUCGAAACAUGGACUGAAGAUUUAUUUUUAAUAUGUUGACUUUCUUUCUGGGCAAGACAUCGGUCAUGUGUGCAUUUUUUUUUCCCCAUAGUCCCAUCAUGGAGCAUUUAUGUAUACAUUGUAAAUAAAUUUUGUGCAAAAAGGACUGGAAAAAUGAUCUGUAUUAUUGCAAUUUUUUGUAAAAGUAGCAGUUUGGUAUGAGUUGGCAUGCAUACAGAUUUACUAAGUGGGAUAAGCUAAUUAUACUUUUGUUGUGGUUAAACAAAUGCUUGUUGAUAGCCUUUUUCUAUCAAGAAACCAAGGAGCUAAUUAUUAUUAAUAAUAAUCAUUGCACACUGAGUCUUAGAGUUUCUGAUUGAAACAGUUUGGAUUGUAUAAUAACUCAAAGCCCAGUUGUAGUAGUUUGAGUGCAGUAAUGAAAUCUGAAUCUAAAAUAAAAACAAAUUAUUUUUUGUC
Molecule: messenger RNA, 3377 nt
Organism: Melopsittacus undulatus (budgerigar)
Lineage: Eukaryota; Metazoa; Chordata; Aves; Psittaciformes; Psittaculidae
Gene: MEIS1
Product: Meis homeobox 1
Exons: 13
Coding region: 611-1783 (390 amino acids)
Biological process (GO): angiogenesis; embryonic pattern specification; positive regulation of transcription by RNA polymerase II
Molecular function (GO): RNA polymerase II cis-regulatory region sequence-specific DNA binding; DNA-binding transcription activator activity, RNA polymerase II-specific
Source: RefSeq, a predicted model, not a curated record